AUGCAGGUUGACAAGAUCCCAGAUUUCCUUGCGGAGAAACGAGGGGAAGCUCUUGAUGAAUCCCAGUCACUGCUUUUACAAGUUGAAGAUUUUUGGGAACGAAAACUAUGGCACCAGCUCACAAAUGCUCUGAUAGAGUACUUUUGUCUACCGGAGAGCGCGCCCCAGAGGCUGUCCUUUUUCAAAAAUUUCAUCCUUACCUUUUCAGACAAGAUAAAUCAGCUGAAAUUUGUAACACUGGGCCUGAUGGCAUCGACACAGUGCAGUGAUGACCAAGAGCGACUCUCCUUCCUAGCUUCAUUGGCCAGCAAAGUUGAUAAACCAGAGUCAAAAGAUGCCCACGUGUAUGCGAUUGCAGACGUUGCUAGUGUUAAACUACGGUUAAAGGACUUUGAGGGAGCUCGAAAGGAUCUCGAUGCUUCACAGGCAGUGCUGGACAUGUUCGACUCCGUCGAGAAUGUAGUCCACGCAGCGUUUUACAAAGUAAACGCAGACUACUAUCAUGCGAAGCUUGAAUUUGCUUCAUACUACAAAAAUGCUCUCCUAUAUUUAGCGUGCAUUGAUUUGCAGUCUUUGGCACCGGAACAUCGUGUUGCCAGAGCGUACGACCUGAGCGUUGCAGCUCUAGUUUCUGAUACCAUUUACAAUUUUGGUGAACUAUUGCUUCACCCCGUCCUGGAUGAGCUAAAGGGUACCCCUCAUGCCUGGCUUCGGGAGUUGCUUAUGGCCUUCAACCGAGGCGACCUUAGUGCGUAUGAUGUACUGGCCGUAAACAUGGAUAAGAACCAGUUGCUUCAGCAACAUAAGGUAUUCUUAUAUCAGAAGAUAUCUCUUGCCGCCCUCACCGAGAUGGUCUUCCGCCGACCACCUCACAAUAGAAGCAUGACCUUUGCCACCAUAUCAGAGGAAACCAAAGUUCAACCCAAUGAAAUUGAACAUCUGAUCAUGAAAGCCCUCAGUCUGGGUCUCUUGAAAGGCACAAUUGACCAGGUUGCACAAAUAGCACACAUCCACUGGGUACAGCCAAAGGUCCUGGAUAUGACUCAAAUCGAAGGAAUGCGCACGAGACUACGUGAAUGGGAUGCUGGAGUUAACCAGCUCGGCCACUGGAUUGAAAGUGUGGGGAAAGAUGUCUGGGCUGCAUAA
Messenger RNA from Trichophyton verrucosum HKI 0517, 1146 nucleotides. RefSeq lists its product as uncharacterized. NCBI's taxonomy places the organism in Eukaryota, Fungi, Ascomycota, Eurotiomycetes, Onygenales, Arthrodermataceae. The coding region runs from base 1 to 1146 and encodes 381 amino acids. Gene Ontology annotation, cellular component: nucleus; proteasome regulatory particle, lid subcomplex; cytosol. Gene Ontology annotation, biological process: ubiquitin-dependent protein catabolic process. The record is from RefSeq and is a predicted model, not a curated record. The transcript has 3 exons. Gene Ontology annotation, molecular function: structural molecule activity.